AUGCCCUCAUCGUGGCGGACGACGAGCUCGCAGCGCGGAGCUGCCACUGGGUGGUGGGACGAAAGAAAGCAGGUGACCGGAAAGAUUACGUCAUGGUCGCGGCCUUUACCCUCCGGCUUCUCUUUCCGUCCGCCCAUGUUGGUCCGUCGUCUCCGCCCCACUCCCUACUUCCGCGCGUUCCACGACCUCCGCACGUACCAAGAGGAUAUCCGCUGGCCUGGCUGGCAGGUAAUAAUUGGAAUAGAGACCCAUGCACAGAUAAAGUCGCAUCGAAAGCUCUUUUCAGAAUCCCUGACUUCGGCUCCUGAUGAUCCUCCAAACACACAUGUCUCCCCAUUUGACGCCGCAUUUCCUGGGACACUUCCUAAAGUGAACCCAAAAUGUGUUGACUUGGCUCUCCGCACAGCAUUUGCCCUCAAAUGCCGCAUAGCACAUCGCUCGUCAUUUGACCGAAAGCACUACUUCUACUCCGAUUUACCCUCGGGUUACCAAAUCACCCAACAAUAUGCUCCCCUGGCAAAAAAUGGAGAGCUUGAAGUCCAAACACCCGGCUCCUCACCUGUCACGGUAAGAAUAAAGCAGAUUCAGUUGGAGCAGGAUACAGCAAAAUCGACCUUCAACCCGCGAACGAGAACAUCCAAUAUCGACCUCAACAGAGCUGGUACCGGAUUGAUGGAGAUCGUUUCGGAGCCGGACAUGAGGUCUCCAGAAGAGGCCGGGGCCUAUGUUCGCACUCUUCAGGCCGUGCUUCGUGCCAUGGGCUCUAGCGACGGUAACAUGGAGCAGGGCUCGCUUCGUUGCGACGUGAAUGUCUCCGUCAACCAGAAAGGUGGGCCACCAGGUAUACGUUGCGAAAUUAAAAAUCUCAACAGCGUACGGUUCAUAAUGGCUGCUAUAAGACACGAGAUCAAGCGACAAACUGAGUACCUCCUCGCUAAUCCUGGUUCAAGCGUACCGCAAGAAACGCGUGGCUUCGAUGAGAAUACCUUCGAAACCUUCCGUCUACGCUCUAAGGAAGAUGCUCCAGAUUAUCGAUAUAUGCCUGACCCAAACCUUGGCGUUCUCGUUCUCAGCCAGUCUCGAAUAGAGGAAAUCCAAAAAAUGCUGCCUGCCUUGCCAUGGGAAAAACGCUCUCGGUUGCUUGAGCAAUAUCCUCAACUCGGUGCAAAGGAACAAAGUCUCGACGUCCUUCUGAACGUCGACAAUGGACGCGAUGUUGGUUUUGAUGGAGAAGAUAGUGGUGGGGUCGUUGGUUACUUUGAAAGCCUAUGUCGAGAGGCCAGAGCAGAUGGCAGAACGGUUAAAAGAGACCCGGUGGUCGUUCUGAACUGGUUGACCCACGAGCUUCUCGGACAACUUACUGCCAGAAAACAGACAUUCAGCGAUAACGCCUUGACCGUCUCUCAGCUUGGCGAGCUCAUUGACCUUGUGCAGAGCAAAUCUAUCACAGGCACCUCUGGGAAAUUCCUGCUACGGCACAUGCUCUCCAGCCCUUCCUCCGAUUCGCCAACGAAAAUUGCGACGGGGCUCGAACUCAUCGCGCUACCGGCGAGCCCGUCCUUUUCUCCUUCGUCGCAAGGGAAGGGGUCAGCUUCGCCGGAACUCCAAUCACUCUGCGAAGCAGCCAUCACCGCUCUACCGUCAGAGGUCGCCGCCCUCCGGGCAGGUAACAGGAACGUUCUGAACAAGAUCGUCGGUUAUGUCAUGAAGCAGAGCAGAGGGCGGGCCGACGCAGUCGCCGUUCGCAACCUGGUGGAGGAACUGGUGCGCUGA
This is a messenger RNA of Cyclocybe aegerita, 1773 nucleotides long. Lineage: Eukaryota; Fungi; Basidiomycota; Agaricomycetes; Agaricales; Hemipholiotaceae. The record is from the annotation of a GenBank genome assembly.